Anneissia japonica is the source of this 3385-nucleotide messenger RNA. RefSeq lists its product as uncharacterized. The transcript has 2 exons. The coding region runs from base 1368 to 1988 and encodes 206 amino acids. Gene Ontology annotation, molecular function: protein binding. NCBI's taxonomy places the organism in Eukaryota, Metazoa, Echinodermata, Crinoidea, Comatulida, Comatulidae. The record is from RefSeq and is a predicted model, not a curated record.
UUUUUGUUUAAAUUGUUCAUUUAAUACUGCUGUCCAAAUCUCUUGUUUUUUUUUUCAGUUAAAACGUAUCAUGUUUUCAUCCAUCUCUACUCUUGCGAUUUUUUUCAUAAAGCUGUUGCUUGAAAUAUUUUAGUUUUAUUUUAGAACCAAGUCCUGUGUAACUAUGUAAACUCAGAAUGUUCUUAGGAAUUUAUUACCUGGGAACACCUAAUGGUUAGUACAAGGUUAUAUUGAAAUACAAACAAUUCAAAGUGAACCAGUGAGUUUGUUGUGUUGUAUUGUAAGUUUGAAUGCAUGACUGAUAACCUUGCUUUGAGUUGAAACCAGUUGUUUUACAGUGAUGUUGUAACCCCAAUUCUAUCUUAUUUGAGGUAAAAUUGGAAGAUACCUUUAGGAGAUUCAGAUGGUUGCUCUUGGGUGGAGACAAACAUAAGACACAAGCUAAAUUUCGAGCGAGGGUUCAAACCUCUGAACUCAACAGAAGCCCAAAAUCCAACUGUUGCACCAUCUCUUUUCAUGAUUGGUUUUUGGAGCCUUUUGUAACAUAGAUGCAGUGAACUAAUGUCAUACUUUCUCAUAUGACAAUUUCUUUCCUAAGUAACUUUUUUUCUAUCACAUACAGGAUCUUAUACUUUUUUUAUAUAUUAAUUCGAUAAAAUUUGAUGUUUCUUAAAUCUAUUUGUGGAUCUUAUUUACUAUAAUUUCCUCACAUACUACCUGCAAGUGUGUAGGUUUGUCCUAAGUUUGUUUUUGAAGUUUAGCACAAAUUGAACUUGAGUCUCCACAAUGUUCAAUAUGACUAUUCUUAAAUGCUGAUCUUGUAGAAGAACAAGCAUCUCCAGUUGUAAUUGAGCCCCAGGCUCAACCAGGUGAUAACUGUGCUAAGAUACUCUGGAAGAAACCAAAGCAAGGCAGCAUUACUGGAUAUAAAUUAACAUGUAUAGAAAAAGACAAUCCAAGUGAGGAACCUCAAGUAAUUAUACUUGAUGCUCCUGAAACUUUAGAAGCAGAAUUUGAUAAACUGUGUUCAGGAAAAACAUAUAUUGUUGAAAUUAGAACAGUAUCAGGAAAAGAGGAAAAUGAGGCUGUUCAAGUUAUGUUUGACAUUAAAAGUGAGUUCAUAAAAUGAUUUUUUUAAACACCAGUAUUAUUUACCAUUAUUAUAGUAUUAUGUCAACUGACAAGAUCAAUAAACUUGAAAUGCUGGACUGAAAUUGUCUACAAAUAUUAUUUGCAUGCAAUUAGUUAUAGAGUAAGAAAUUAAAUUUUUACAUUACUUAAAUUUAAUUUUACUGUAUGUUGUAGACAAAGAUAAUGAUGUACCAGUUGUUGUAAAUGCAAGUUCAAUUGUGAAUGUAAAUUCUGCAAUGAUAUCAUGGAUGAAACCUGAAAAGGGCAGUGUAACAGGCUACAAGGUGUUGUGUAAGCAGGAUGCUGACACUGAUGAAGUCACUAAAGAAGUUGUUCUUAAAGACUCAGAAACAUUAGAAACAACUUUUAAUGAUCUCACAAAGGGUCAGAUUUACAUAGUUGAGAUCAUAACUCUUUCUGGUUCCAUGGAAAGUGAAGCUGUAAAACUUGAGGUUUCAACAAAAUCUCCAAUUGUUGUGGAUGCAACAGUUGAGCCAAAUGGUAGUACUGCAACUGUGUCUUGGAAAAAGCCUGCUGCUGGUUCCUACACUGGCUACAAGUUAUCAUGUCAUAUAAAGAAUGAUCCUGCAUCAAAUCUGGAAGAUCUUAUUGUUGAAGAUCCAGAUACUCUUGAAGGAAUUUUUACUGGUCUUAUUUUUGGGGAAAUAUAUGUCAUUAAUAUUAACACAUUAUGUGGUGAAAUUGAAGGUGAAGUUGUGCAGUUAGAGUUUUCUACAAGUGAGUUGUCGAUGUUUAAGGCUUCACCUUCACAGGGCUGCUUCUGGGUUUUAUUUGUGUGCAUUGUACACAUAAAGCACCAGGGUCAGGCUCCAAUUGUUUCUACUCAAAGCACUUGAUUUUGAAUACUACUGUUUUUGUAAUUAGACUCUUUAUUUGUUAUUUACUUAUCUAGUCAAGCAUUAUUUUUCUUAAUUUGCAUAAUUUUUUUUUCUACUUGUUUAUAAUUGUGCAGAAAAAAACUUGGAUUUAGAAGCAUGCAAGCAUGGAACUUAUAGAGGGCAGUAUUUCAAAUAGCAAUUGUGUUUGUAAAAUUGCUUACAGACACUUUAGAGGUUAUGUUCGAUGACCUCUUAAUGUCUGUUCUUGAAAAAUAUAGUCUUUUUCUAUAAUAGACAGUAUGAAUAUUUAAUUGGCCGGAGAAAAAUUUACAAUUUUAGUACAACGUUAACAAACUUCAGUGAAAUAACUCUUAUUGUUUUCGAACUUGCAUUACUAUAGUCUAUUCUUUUACUAUAAAUAUACUUACUUUAGACAACUACAGUGCUGAAACUUACUGGAAUUCUAUAUUUUACUGAUUCUGAAUUGCAUAAACUUCUAAGAUUCUGUUUGUGAUCAAUUCUGCAUACAUUUAAAGUUGACAUGUUUUGUUACGUCUAUAAAUUGUUCUGUUUUAUUCUCUUAUAGAUGCACCGUUUCUCAAGUACUACUAACGCGAAAGCUCUGUUAAAUUUUAAUGAAUUAGAUAAAAUAUUUUAGUAUUUUAAUUCUAUUGUAUGAUAAUAUUUUUGUAUCAGUUGGUUUCUAUUGUUGAUUUUUAUAAUUUAAUAUUUAAUUUGUAUGUUAUUCUGCUUAUAGACAUGUAUAGACAAAUGUAUGUUCUAAUGAUGUACAGUAAUAAUUAUCUAUGGCACCAUUUCUUACUGUAUUAAGAUUAAAUUUUCACUUUGUCAUUAAUUAUAUAUGAUUUAUAAUGUAUGAUGAACUUUAUUUAAAUACUUGAUUUAAUCAACAGCUUUCCAAAUUCACUUUUAAUUGCACAAUGUUAUUUUGAUAUUAUGUAAUAUUUAUGAUUUUAAUGGGCACAGCUUUUUAGCCAGUAGAUAAAUGUCAUUCUGUUCUCCUGGCUUGCCUCCAUAGUCAACAGAAUAUUUUGUUAAAGGCUCUCUACUGUUUGUAACAUGGUUUCUGGCAGAAGCUAUCCUUUGUUUGCUUAUCAUUUAUCGUAAAACCAAACACUAAAUAUAGCAAUAUUACGGUAACAGUUACUGAUUUGCUCUGUCUGAAAAAUUACUGCAAUAUUGCGAUAACAAAGGCACUGUGUGAAUGGGUAUAGACCAAUUAUUAUGGUGGUAUGCUUACUGCAUUAUUGCGGCAACGUCUGUUUGAAAGGGGUUAAAGAUACAUCUGCGAUUUAUUAUUUUUUUUACAUAUCUAAAAUUGCACCAGUUUUAUUUAUAAUACCUUUAUGGUCAUUAUGUGAAUGUGUAUAUUAAUUCAUGAAUGUGACUUUUAU